GAGCUACUGUGUGAGUGUGUGUAAAUUGUUGGGGAUAGAGAAGAGAGAGAGAGAGGUUAAAGACAGAACGGACCGCUUUAUCUUGAAAGGUUUGGUUUGCAGAGAGAAAGUCGUCUGCUUCUGGUUUCUAUUCCAUUAAUUUUUCUCUUCUCUCUAACAAAAAAAAUCAAUAAAAAUGAAUAGAUAAAAAAAAAAAAAGAAAAGGAAAAUAAAAAGACAGCUUUGUUUCAACUAGCUUAAUUUGUCUGUAGCUUAUAUUGCAUUCAAUUCUUCCUUCUCUUUUUUCUCUUGGUGGUUUUUUUUCUAUCCGAUCUCCUCAACCCUCUCUUCAUUAAAAGCCUCCAAGAACUCACCGAGUAACCGACCGCUUUUUUUUUUUCCUUCUCUUUUUAAUUAUUUCCUCUCUCUUUUUUUGAUUCAUCCUCAUCUCUUCCUCCAUUUUAUCUGCCUAUAUAAGAUUAUGGGGGUUAGAGGAAGUGAAAAUCAUCACAAGCACUUUGAGACUGUAGUUUUAUAGUGUAAGUUUUUUUUUUUUUAAGAAAGGGCUUCUUCUUUUUUUUUUAUUUUUUUAUUGUAAUAGAGAGUUUUGUUUUUGAGAAGAGAAAGAUGGGAACUUUUGCUGAUAUAUCUGAUCAGCAGCAGCAAGAAAGCAAGCUGUUUGCAGUUGGACUUGGAGGAGGAGGAGCUGCUGGAGCUAAUUCUGGUACAUCUGCAGCUUCUUCUGCUUCACCUUUCAUGGCGGCUUCUUCCAAUAAAACCAACAACAACAACAGUAGUACAGAGUUGCUCUUGGACAACAGCCAGCAGCACAAUCAUCAUCAUCAUCAUCAUCAGGGUCAACAACAACUACUUCAUCAUCAGCAUAAUCAGCAUCAUCAGCAGCAGCAGCAGAACAACAAUAUCAAUCAGAUAUCAUUUGGGAUGAUGCAACCCAACUCUUCUUCAUCAUCAGUUCUCCCCAGCAACUUCAUAGGUAAAGAUGCUGGAGCUUAUGAUUUGGGAGAAUUGGAUCAAGCCCUUUUUCUGUACCUGGAUGGACAAGAACCCACUGGGAUGCAAGAACAAAGACAGAACUCAGCUGGGAUGAGACCUCCAACUCUCAACAUAUUUCCAUCCCAACCCAUGCAUGUAGACCCAUCCUCAUCAUCAGCUAAGGCAAGUACCGGGUUGGUUUCCAAUUCACCAUCUUCAACCAGUGGCUCCAAGAGGUCAUCUGAGCCGUCCAUGGAUUUGUCAAAUAAUCCAAGAAAUGAUGUUGCAUCUGCACCUGAUCAACCAUCUAAAGCUGUUAAGCGUGAGGGAAAUCGCAAAGGACCAAACAAUUCAAGUGCUACUUCGGAGCAAGAAGGUCCCAAGACACCAGACCCUAAGACAUUGAGGAGGCUUGCUCAGAAUAGAGAGGCAGCUAGGAAAAGCAGGCUCCGGAAAAAGGCUUAUGUUCAACAGCUUGAGUCAAGCAGGAUCAAGCUUACUCAGUUGGAACAAGAACUUCAAAGAGCUAGAGCUCAAGGACUUUUUUUUGCUGGAUCAGGCCUUUUAGGAGGAGAUCAAACCAUUCCCAAUACUAUGGGCCACACUACUCCCGAUGCGGCGGUGUUUGACAUGGAGUACGGGCGGUGGCUGGACGAGCACCACCGCAUGAUGGUGGAUCUCCGGAACGCAUUGCAAGAUCACGUGCCAGAGACUGAACUCAGGCUCUACGUCGACAACUGCUUGGCACACUACGACGAAGUGAUGGGACUCAAGGGCAUGAUCGCGAAAACCGACGUGUUUCAUCUGGUUUCCGGCAUGUGGAAGACUCCGGCCGAGAGGUGCUUCAUGUGGAUGGGUGGUUUCCGGCCAUCGGAACUCAUCAAGAUAAUAAUGGGUCAAAUAGAGCCAUUGACGGAGCAGCAGUUGUUGGGGAUAUGCGGACUGCAACAGUCAACGCAGGAAGCAGAGGAAGCACUGUCUCAAGGACUUGAAGCUCUGAAUCAGUCACUUUCCGACACCAUUGCUUCUGAUGCUCUCAGCGGCACCACCAACAUGGGCAACUACAUGAGUCAAAUGGCUGUCGCCAUGAACAAACUCUCCACCCUUGAAGGCUUUGUUCGACAGGCUGAUAAUCUGAGGCACCAAACAAUUCACAGGCUGCAUCAAAUCCUGACAACCCGUCAAACUGCAAGGUGCUUUCUGGCCAUAGCUGAGUACUUCCACCGCCUUCGUUCUCUCAGCUCUAUUUGGUUGAAUCGUCCAAGACAGGAGUAGUCGACUUCAGUGAUCAACAACUCAGGAAAAAAAAGAAUCCCAAUGAAAAAGAAAAAGAAAACAAAAAAGGAAAAGAAGGAGAGGAACACCUUAGCUAGCUAGCUAUAUAGUAGUGAUGAUCCAUCCGGAGCCGAGGAUCCAGAUGAUGAUCAUCGAUAUGAAAUAUUUUCAAAAUAGAUAGUAAUAGUUUCUGCUUAAUUUUGCCAUUUCCCAUAGGGAUCGAUGUAAAGGUAGACUAAAUAUGUAUGAUGGUUAGUUAUAGGGCUUAUAGCUGGUUUUCUUUAAGUUACAUCUGUAGAAGUUGAACCCUUCAUUUCCCUUUCUAUAUAUGUACUCUUUUUUCUUUUCCU
Messenger RNA from Oldenlandia corymbosa var. corymbosa, 2597 nucleotides. Lineage: Eukaryota; Viridiplantae; Streptophyta; Magnoliopsida; Gentianales; Rubiaceae. The record is from the annotation of a GenBank genome assembly.